Molecule: messenger RNA, 588 nt
Organism: Austrofundulus limnaeus
Lineage: Eukaryota; Metazoa; Chordata; Actinopteri; Cyprinodontiformes; Rivulidae
Product: calcium homeostasis modulator protein 3
Exons: 2
Coding region: 1-588 (195 amino acids)
Cellular component (GO): plasma membrane
Molecular function (GO): monoatomic cation channel activity
Source: RefSeq, a predicted model, not a curated record
AUGGAGCGGCUGAAGUUAGUCCUGCAGUACUUCCAGUCCAAUUCUGAGUCCAUCUCUAAUGGUAUCUGCAUCAUCCUCGCCCUGGUCAGUGUCAAGCUCUACACCUGCUUCGACUUCAACUGCCCAUGCGUGCCUCCCUCAGCAGUGGGAUGGUCCAUCCUCCUGUUCCUGAUCAUACUGGGAGCAAUGGGACACCUCAUCAAGCCCUGCUUUGAAGAACACACCAGCUUCUUGCAGACGCGCUACUGGAGCAACUACCUCGACGUGGAGCAGAAGCUUUUUGACGAAACCUGCGUCUUGCACGCUCACGACUUUGCCAGAAAAUGUGUGGUGCAGUUCUUCGAGGACAUGAGGGAGGACGCCGUACUCCGUCUCCCGCACCCACCUUUCGUUUGCAACAGUAGAGAGGGGUGGGAGGACGAAGAGGACAGACUUCAUGGGGUAACAAAGGAGGAUCCGAAGAACCAGCUGCUCAAUAAGUGGUACUACAGUAAACCUGAGCUGGAUGUGACUAGGAUURUCCACAGACCAAAGACCUGUGUCACCUGGGAGGACCUGGACGGGAAGACUUUAUACUCUGAUGUGUAG